UGUCCAAACAGGCCAAACUGCUCUGAAGAACAGGAGCUGGAGCGCAUCAGAAACCUCCAGAAGGAAGUGGCGCUGCAUCGCAGGCAGAACGAGGCCAGCUACAAGGCUGCUCUGGCUGGCAAUCCACCACCAAAGAAGUUGGUCCAGACAUCGACUGUGCCCAAAGAGUUCCACUUCAACACCAACACUCGUGUCAAGGUGACCGCCUCAUCCAACGCAGCCCACAAGGAAGUGGACUUCAUCAAUCAGCUCCGCAAAGCCUCCUCCCCAACAAAGGCUAUGAGAGGCGCCACUGUGCCAAAACCCUUCAACCUGUCGACCAGCAACAAGAGAGCGGUGGAGGAGUCGGCUGCCUACGUGCCCAUGGCUGAGCAGAUAGAGCAGUUCCAGAGACGAACUCCUGACCGCUACCAUCUGCGAAGUCGCAGCAGUCAAGAGAGAGGGCCAGCAGCGGUGAAGUGUGAUAAGCUGAAGCUCACCCAGCCUCACAGCCCUCACCUGAUGACCCGCCAGAGGAGCCGGCCAACCAACGUGAAGAGCAGUGCUGACCUGGAAGCUGAAGAGUUGGCCAGACACCACAAGCUUAAGUUCAAAGCCUUGGAGCUGAACAGGAGAAUUCUGGAGAGCGUCCAGCACCUAAAGAGGCCGGCAGUGAAGGAACCCACUGUACCCGAAGGCUUUGAGCUGCAGAUUGAGAGACAGGCCACCAAGAAGCCUCAGGGAGGGGAGGAGAAGGCGCACACCUUUAAAGCCCAGCCACUGCCCAAAAAUAUCCUGGAAGGUGUCGUGGGAUUGCCGGAGAAGAAAGUUCUGCCUCCUACUGUGCCAGAGUCUCCAACAUUUGCCCUGAAGAAGAGGGUUCGCAUGGAGAAGGUCAAACCGCCUUCACCCAUCAAAGCCCUCACAGUGCCUCAUUUCGGCAUCCCCUUCCAGCCCCAGCUACAAGACAACCACCAUGUGGAAGUCUGUCCCUUCUCCUUUGAGGAGCGGGACCGAGAGAGGAGGGCGUUGAAAGAGAAGAAGCUGCAGGAAAUGCGAAAUGGAGAGGUACCGCAGUUCAAGGCCCAGCUACUGCCGGACUUCGACACUGUGCUCCUCCCCGAGAAGAAGAAGCUGGAGCCCACGAAGCCUGAGCCCUUCAGACUGCUGCUGGAUGAGCGGGGACCCGUGAGGGGCACUCGCUGGGAGCAGAUGGUGAAAGAAGAGCGUAAACGAGAGGAAGUAGUAUUCAAAGCCAGGCCCAACACGGUCACUCACAAAGAGCCUUUCCAGCCCAAAAAGGAGGCCCGGGCUUCAGUGGUUGUGGAGGCCUUUGAGCUGUCGACGGAGCGUCGGGCCGUGGAGUGGCAGGAAUACGAGCGGCAGGCCAGUGAGAAGGAGGCCCUCAGGAGGCUCAUGGAGGAGGAGCAGAGACGAGAGCAGGAGCAGAAGGAGAAGGAGGACGUCGCCAGGCUGCGGCAAGAACAGGUCCACUCUGCUCAGCCCAUCAGACACUACAAACCUGUAACCGUGAAGAAGAGUGAGCUUCCUCUCACAGUUCCCCACUCACCCAACUUCUCUGACCGCUUCCGCUUGUGAUCGGCCUGCCUCACUCCACGCUGUAGAGAUCGGCAUAUUCUAAGCCUUCAGAUGUUUUCUCUUUCUGUAAUUAUUUUUACAAACUUUAUUUUCUGUCUUUUUUAAUCUUUUUUUUUAACUUCUU
Molecule: messenger RNA, 1702 nt
Organism: Anarrhichthys ocellatus (wolf-eel)
Lineage: Eukaryota; Metazoa; Chordata; Actinopteri; Perciformes; Anarhichadidae
Product: targeting protein for Xklp2-like
Exons: 11
Biological process (GO): activation of protein kinase activity; regulation of mitotic spindle organization
Cellular component (GO): microtubule; spindle
Source: RefSeq, a predicted model, not a curated record